This is a messenger RNA of Octopus sinensis (East Asian common octopus), 3320 nucleotides long. Its product is annotated as paired box protein Pax-9-like. The record is from RefSeq and is a predicted model, not a curated record. Gene Ontology annotation, biological process: anatomical structure development; regulation of transcription by RNA polymerase II. Gene Ontology annotation, molecular function: DNA-binding transcription factor activity, RNA polymerase II-specific; RNA polymerase II cis-regulatory region sequence-specific DNA binding. The transcript has 4 exons. Bases 87 to 1295 code for a protein of 402 amino acids. NCBI's taxonomy places the organism in Eukaryota, Metazoa, Mollusca, Cephalopoda, Octopoda, Octopodidae.
GUUAAAAUGUUAUGUUUUUGUUUUAAUAAUUUUUCAGAAUACUAAACACAAAUAUUUGGUCAAUUUGCAAGACGGAACCAAGAGGAAUGCCUCACACAGGUCAGACGGGUGUGAACCAGUUGGGCGGUGUCUUUGUCAAUGGUCGACCUCUUCCCGAUCACAUCAGACGACGAAUAGUGGAGUUAGCACAGAUGGGCGUACGGCCAUGUGACAUCUCGCGGCAACUUCUCGUCUCACACGGCUGUGUUAGUAAGAUACUGACGAGAUUUUACGAGACAGGUUCCAUCAAGCCUGGUUCUAUUGGUGGCAGUAAGCCGAAGGUGAGGGUAAAUAUCAGUUUUCAAGUGGCGACACCUCUGGUUGUUCGUAAGAUUUUGAACUUUAAGCAAGAAAACCCGUCGAUAUUCGCCUGGGAAAUCCGUGAUCGGCUUUUGGCUCAACGAAUCUGUGAUGAACAAUCAAUACCGAGUGUCAGCUCAAUCAACCGCAUCCUUCGAAAUGCCAACGCUUUCGUUGGCGGAGAUUGUGAUUCCCCUUCUUCCGGUCUCAACCAACAAUCCCUCAGUCUACAAUCUCCGAAAUGCUUUAUGGCGGCUGCUGCAGCUUCUACCUCAAAUGUACCAGCCCGUCCGGGUUCAAAUCCAUCUGGCCCCGGUCUACCGCCAACCGCUGGACUUGCAACAGCAGCUCUGUUUCCACAUCCGGCUUAUACGAACAACUUCCUGCCCAUACCAGGACUUUCCUACCCGAAACUGGUGCAAGUUUGCAGCAACGGAUCAUCGACGAAUGGAGGAAGUAUGGAAGUUGAAUGUUCAACCAGUCCAUCACCGCGUGAUUCAACGGGCAGUGACAAAGAUGUUGACAUUAACAACGGUGAAGACGAUUCGCCGAUGCCCACUAAACGGAAAUCCAGUCACAUCACUUCCGAUGGUGGCACUGAUGAUGAGACCCCAAGUCGAGCGAUGUCUUCAAGUGACAGUUCCAAGAAAACAGACCUUGAUAUAGAAUUAUGCUCCACAGAGUCAUCGUUAGCAAAACGACGGAAAUUAACAAGCCACAAACUAGACAUUAAAGCGGAAAAAAGCGAUCUACCCAAUUUCGGGGCAGCCUACAGAUUUCCCUUGUGCGCAGGCCCCCAAUUUUUCUAUCCUCCCGUUCUUUCAUAUCCAUAUUUAACAUCUUCACUGUCAAAUACCAGUCACUUGAUGUCGGCUUCUGGCUUUGCUUGGUCUAGUGCAUUUCCCUCGCUGCUGGCACAUUCGGCGAAUCAUGUACCUCCUGGAAAAUCACCAUAAAAGACACAGAUCCGAAAGUUGGAAUAUAUUUAAUUACGUUCUUCUGAAUUCAUAUUUAAAUAAUAAAAAUCAGAAGAAAAUAAAACGAAAUAAAAACAUAAGACGUUCGAUGUGUGAAUACAGAAAUCAUGAAACGUUUAUUAAUGACAGAUAAAAAUGAUUAAUUAUAAAGUUAACAAAACAAAAACUAAAUAAAUAUAUAAAAAAAAUACAAAGAGGACUUUCGAGGUAAAAACUAUCGGAAUGUUUAUCAUAAGACGAAUUCUUGAUUUACCAUAUUUGUCAUGUUUUAUACAGAUGCACGUUAUUAAUAUCCAAAGAGAUGGAACGCCGUUAUAUGUGUGUGAGAGUACGAAUAUACAUAUAUGUAUACGUAUAUAUCAUAUUAUAUAUAAAUAUCACAUUUUAUAUACAUCACAUUAUCAAUAUAUAUAUAUAUACACACACACAUACAUAUACUAUACAUAUGUAUAUACACAUAUAUGUGUGUGCGUGUGUGUGGGGGAGUGUGUGUGUGUGCGAUAUGGCACAACGAUAGUAUCGAACAAUCGGGUCAUUAUUGAGUAGAGCACUCGAUAAUGGGCAAAUCAAUCGAAACGGUUGUUGUAUCAUUCUUUUAGAGUAUGAACUCUAUACUUGUAUCAUGUAUUGAGUACUACAUUUGAAAGUAGUCCAGUUCGAUUGAACCAAUUUCAAACGAGAUGAUAUAAUGUGCGUGCGUGCGUGUGUGUAUGUGUGUGUGUAUGUGUGUGUGUGUGUGUAUGGAGUGACUGAAUGACUCCACGCGUGUCUGAAUGUAAUUAAGCGAACAAGUACUCAAUACCGGUGAAGUAUAGUAACUUAUAUUCAAAGCUAAAUAUAGGUGAGCAGCUACUUCUGUUUCUCUUCUCUGCUUCGAGUGAAAUAUGGCGCAUACUCAAAGUUUCGCCUUUCGCUUUUCGCAAAAUGUCGACCACAGCGACCGCGAACCACCUGAGAGAUAAAAUUGCAGGUAAAAAUCCCGUGUUUCAAAUGAGACGAACAGUGUUCUCCAUUUUACUUAUUGAGUUCUUUUUUAUCAAAAGUUACACACACAUGUAUAUGUGCGUGUGAGUAUAUGUACAUAUAUAUGUAUGUGUGUGUAUAUGUAUGUAUGUAUAUAUGUUUGUAUUAUGUAUGUAUGCAUAUAUAUAGUUUUGAUUAAGGGAUCUCGAAGCACACAAAGCUAUAAAUAAUCGCAUGUAAAUAUUGGAUCAAAAAACGCAUUAGAUAGAAAAAGUUGGUUACCCGUAUGAUUCGAACUCGCAUCUCUUGUGUAUACGACUGGAAUUCUACUAUUGGAGCAAUGUAUUCUUUCGAAUCUUUCCAUCCAAUUUAUGACGUCAACAACGUGCAAUUUGUGUUAGUAAGAAUGAACUUUCUAAAUUGGAGGCAGAAAUUCGGUGGUUUACUUUGGUCCAUUGGUAGAACACCUUACAUGUCAAAAGAAGAUGUGGUUUCCAGUCCCACGGGUACCCUUCGACUUUUUUCUUUAUCUAAUAUUUACAUAGCAUUAUUUAUAAUAUGCUUCGAGAUCCAGUUCCAAAAAAGGAAUUAUUUCACAUUUUCUAGAGAAUUUUUGAAUACUUAUAACAAACGUAAGAGAAUAAGGAUUUGGAAUCCGAGCAAGUACCUUAUAAGCACUCUGAUACAAUCCAGACGUGACUAACCACAUCGAAUGAUAGGGAACAUACACAGCUGUGUAAGAUAAACAAUCACACAGUCCUUCACUAGAUCGAUUGAUCCUGAGUUCCUUGCUUCAUUGCGUUUCCUACAACAGGCAGAACCAAGACAUCCUAAAGAAGAAAAGAGAUUACAGCCUCAAAAGUUCUUUAUUAAAAGAUUAUUCUCAUUGAAUUCACAUUAAAUUUAAUUCUUCUACAUGCUUCAGUCAUUUGACUGCGGCCAUGCUGGAGCGCCGCUUUUAGUCGAGCAAACUGACCCCCAGGACUUAUUCUUUGUAAGCCUAGUACUUAUUCUGUCGGCCUCUUUUGCCGAACCGCUAAC